Messenger RNA from Populus trichocarpa (black cottonwood), 1463 nucleotides. RefSeq lists its product as uncharacterized. The record is from RefSeq and is a predicted model, not a curated record. The transcript is spliced from 2 exons. Bases 895 to 1203 code for a protein of 102 amino acids. Lineage: Eukaryota; Viridiplantae; Streptophyta; Magnoliopsida; Malpighiales; Salicaceae.
UUUGAAUCAUGAUCAUCUUGAUUUAAUAUGUGGUUAAUAGUAUAUAAUCAGCAUUUGUUCGGAAUGCUCUAAAUUGGUUUUACGUUAAGGUUUUAUCAAUACCAUAAAAAGCUAGGCGUGAACCUAACCCAAAGCACAAAAAGGAUCAAACUGGGUCAAGGCUUGUUCAGACUGGAAUCCAUGUAAACCCAAUGCGAAGCCGAAAUGGUCCACCAAUUUGUCUCUUGUGGUUCAUCUGCUGAUCUACAUUCAUGGAUUCAUCCUGUUGGAGGUCAGAUUCCUUGCAGUCUCUCUCCUGGGGACAGCCAGAAGUUUGCUUGAAGUUUCCUCGGCGAAUCACCAAUUCUGACCUCGUGCUGCCCCGAAAACGAGUGUGAGCAACACUGAAUCACAAGGGAGAAAUUAGUUAGUGUAGCCAUGAAUCAGCAAGGAGCCAAAGCCGAUUGAAGAAAAAAGUGACUCACGACAUGGUCAAUUUGAAUAAUUGAAUAUCUCAAGCCAUAAUCAUAUUCUCAGAUAUCACCUGGCUGCUCCAUUGCUAGACGGCUAGAAUGAGUGGGGGUGAAGUACAAAAUACCACAAAAGCAGGCUUGGCACGUAUGUAUUGGCUAGGGCCAUGGCAAUGAUGCCAGAUGGAAAUGUCUAAUCAUGUACCAACUUGUAUAUCAAAUCUCCAACAACUGAAUAGCAAACGUCUCGAAUAUGUUAUUUUGAUACUAAUUGACUUUAAAAUUGAAAGACAAAUGUAUAACAAAUUGGAGCAGUACUUUGCUGAAUUUUAUAUUGACAACGUUUCUCGGACAUGGCCAGCUAAUUAUAGGCAUAGAAACUCUCCCUCUAUAUCUGCAAUAGAACUCUCAAAUAAUAUCGGACUGUACCACUUUUCCCCUACAAAUGACUGGGAGAAUUUUUCUAGUGAUUUUCUUCUUCUGGGCUCUCCUCGCAAUUGUCACCCCUACACUAGUUCUCUUAUCAGAAUCUUCAAAACCUUACUUGGAUUUAAAUGUUGAGAAAAAGGGUGGGGUGCUGAAGCCUAGGAGAAUGAUGGGGUACUUGGAGAAACAACCGAGAAUAGAAGAAAUAGCUCUGGCAUCAAUAUUGCAGGCACCGACACCAGCUCCAGAACCAGAACCAGAACCAGAACCAGAACCAGUUUCUGGAAUUAGAGAGGCUAUUUUGACAAGGUUUCUUAAGAAGAGAUGAGGCUGGUGAUCAUCAAACUUGCUCUCAUGGCUAUGUAGGUUUGAUUUCAGAUUCUUUGGUUAUUUAAACAAACUCUUUGAAGGCUCUAAUCUUGUUCGAAUGUCAUAAAAAAAAUAGUGUAGCAGUUGAAGACAGAACUUGUAGAUGUAUAUACCUGUGCUAUAGAAACAAUUGCGUCAGAAAUUUUCUUGUGCUGUGAAUCAAGUUUUUGUAAAGGGCAAAGAAAACGAGUGGAAAUAAUUUUCCUGAUUUUUUUUUCA